AUUCAAUAUGUUACCCCGUUUUUACGAGUAUUAGUUAAAAAUUUUAAACGAAGUUUUAAUGAAAAUUUAGAGUUAAAUGUGAAUUUUUUAUUUAUAUAUUUUCAUAGAGUUUUAAAUUCUCUAUAAAUCAUAAUCCUCGCACGUAAAAAACAUUAUAAGCGAUAUUGAUAUAAAUCAGCAACUUUACCUAUAGAGUAGCCGUAGUCUAAUAUUUGAACGUGCCUCGACUCGUUGAUCAUAGUAAAUUAUUAGUUAUCAUACAAACAUUUAACGGAAAAUGAGUAGUACUGAUGAGCAAGAUGAGUUCGAUGUAGAAAAGGACGCUUUACAUUCAACAGCUAUAAAUGACGAUUUAAAUUCCAACACAGAAGAUGAGCAUUUAAGGCCGAAGCGCUUAGAUUUCGAAUCAGAUAUGUCUGAAGAAGAGGAUAAAGAGAACAAAAUUCGGGAAGAGGCUUUACAUAUCAGUGAAUCCCCUGAAAAAUCCGCUCAUUCUUUGAAUAGAUCGGAAGACGCUGGAAGAAGCGCUCUAAGUGAUAUUCCUUUUGAAAUUGUUGGCGAUGCGGAAGCAGAUAUUAGUAUUGAUGAAAAAAGCCCAGACAAACAGAAUAACGUCAAAAUGGAACAUUUUUUACAUGACAUAAAAGAAUUAGAAGAGGAGCAACUUCAAAAAUUAAAGAGGCAGACAGAGCGUCUUGUAGCCAUUUCUCCACAGAAAUCUGAUAAAGAGGAAAGAGUUGCUAACAAUAUGAAAUUAAAACCUCCUCAAGCGGGUAGCAGUGACAGGUUCCUCGAAAGAACCUCAGACAAGCAGAUAUCCUCUGAAGAACAUACAGCAAUAUCAGGAGACGGACAGCAAUCGAUUGAAAUCCAUCAAAUGGAGCAAUUAAGAAUUCAUCUAAAAUCGAUGAUGAUUACCGGCAAUGAGGACUUUGAUCCAACAACAGCGGGUAGUUCGGAAAAUUUCUUGGAUACAAGCUCAACUAGUCACAAUACAAGUUUAGAAUCAGAUGUAAUAAAGUUGGCAAACGAGAUAUCAAAUCAAAGGCAUCCGGCCCCUUCGAAUGCUCUGUUGGAAAAUUAUGAAAAAGAAAAAUUCAGAAGAAAAAGGUGCGAAAAAGAAAUUCAAGACCUUCAUGGAAAAUUAGUAGAAACUCAGCAGCAACUGUUCGUUCUUAUUUCAACUGAAAAUAAGAAAGAUGGAAUAAUUGAGGAACUUGAUAAAAGUUUAGCCAAAGUUGUCGAUGGCUGGAAAAAGAAACAAGCCGAAAAGCAAGUAAAGAUCGAUAUGCUGACAAGAGAGAAAAAAGAUCUGAUAGGAAAAAUAAAAGAAUUACAAGAGAUUAAAAAUACGAAGGAAAAUCAUAUUGAAAGUUUAAUGAAGAACUUAUCUGAUGAAGAGAGGAAUAGCUCGGAGAAGGAGCAUAACUACGUAUUAAAAAUAAAUGACUUAAUGACCAAGAAUGAAGAAAUGAAAAAGAGUCUUAAGACAUUUGAACAGCAAUUAGAAUCUCUUAGCGUAGAAUUAGAAACCGCUGGAAGAGAGAAGGAAAUGAUGCAAAGGGAAUUCAUUCAAGAGAGAGAAACAUUUGAGGAGAAAGAAGAAGAAUACUUACAAAAAAUCGAAGAAAUAAGUGAUAAACACGUUACUUGCAUGCAGCAAGCCCAGCAAGAUAAAGAUAAGAUAGAAUCUUAUUUAACUGAAAUCAAAGAAGAAUAUUGCAAAGCUAAAAAAGAUCUGACAUACUCCACAUCUAAAGCCGAUGAACUGGAAAGAAUUAAAGAGCAAUUGUCAAUUCAAAUUCAAAUUUUACAAACCAGAACCGAAACUGAAAAGAGAGCUCUAAAAGCUGAACUAGAAGCUGAUCAUGAACAAAAAUUAGUCAAGGCAUUAGAAGAGCAAAGGAGUAAGUUCUCUUCCGAACAACAAAACUUUAGAGAGCGACUGAGAAUGCAAAUAGAUGAUCUUAAUAAAAGAUAUAAUGAAAAUAUGGAAAUGAUGAUGAAAAAGUAUAAUGAAGAUAUUGAGAAGAAAGAGGAUAAAAUUAAAAAUAUAAAAGAUGAAUUGGCAGAAAAGUUGAACGCUUCUCAAGAAAGAGUUGACCAGCUAGAAGUUGAGAAAAGUCAACUGGAAAAGAAAAUGAACGAUAUGUCAAGAAGACUGCAACUCAUUGUUAAAGCUAACUAUGAAGAAGUAAUGAAAGUGCUAAAUAACGAGCAGUUAGCUAUUAUUUCGCCAUCUUCUUCAUUAAAGGAGUCACAAAAUUUAAAAAUUUCCUCAACUCUUCUAUCAAACAUGGAACCUGAUGUAGAAAAAUCCAUUUCUGAUCGUCUAAAAGUAAAAAAUCCAAAUUACGUUAGGGAAAACUUCUUUCAAGAAUCUGGUGCAAUUGCUGAAAGUAACGAACAGGAUACCAUAAAAAAUUAUUUCAAUUUAUUUCCAUCAGUUUCGUCGAAUUUAGAAGAGCACACGACAGAGUUCUCUCAGAAAAAUGUUCAAGAAGAUACGGUAUACUCUCAUGAAGAAGCUUCAGUUACAACUGAGAGUUCGUCUUUCCCAGCAAAUCUUCCUAAACAAAAAUCGGAAACUGAAACGGAGAAGUUGGCUGAUUUAGAAUUUCAAGCAACUUUUGAUAGAAUUAAAAUUCUUACGGGAGAAAACUUGGAAAAAAAAAAUGAUACAAAAACUCCUAUCAUUAGCGAAGAAAAAACCUCUUUUACACAGAAUUGUCAAUUAAAACUCUCAAAUAUCUCAAACGAUGAACAAGAAAGCGAGAAUCUGCACAUUUCAAAACCAGCAGUCUCUACGUCUACAUCAUUCUCUUCUUUCGAGGUACCCGCAGAAUCUGUAGACUAUCUCUUUAAUUCGUCGACAUUCAAACAUUAUCUGAAAGAGAAAGAAAAAGCUGAAAAUUUUGAAUUUUACCAACCUGAAUUUGCUGACAGUUCGAUGAUUAGCCUCUCUGAUAAAGAAUCUAAUCAACCUAUCAUGUCUUCCGACCAAAGACAGUUAGAAUUAAAGCAAUAUAUAGGAAUGCUUCUUCAAAGACCUAACUUAACGAAUGAGAAUGUUUCACAAACCCCAGGGGCUCCACAAUCGCCAAAACCUCAACAAAUAAAACUUAAAAAUCUUGUAGAAGAGUAUGAAAAUCAAGAUAAGCCUGAUCUGACUGAUAUUUUAGAUAGUUGUAAUGUUGGGAAUGACUCUUCGAAAGAGUCUAAAAGUGGCGAAGAUAACAGUAAAUCAAAAAAGAAAGAAAAAGUUCUCCAACAGAAUGUUUUAAAAGCUAGAAAGCCAAAUUUUUCUCAAAAAUCAAAAAUUAAAAAUCAACCAACAGGAAACGGACGAAAGCAACAAGAUCAGAACAAAAAAGUUGAAGCGCCUACCAAGAAAGGAAGCGUUUGGAAGUAG
Molecule: messenger RNA, 3412 nt
Organism: Dimorphilus gyrociliatus
Lineage: Eukaryota; Metazoa; Annelida; Polychaeta; Dinophilidae
Source: the annotation of a GenBank genome assembly